Rhinopithecus roxellana (golden snub-nosed monkey) is the source of this 2400-nucleotide messenger RNA. It is a transcript of the gene STMN4, whose product is annotated as stathmin 4. Lineage: Eukaryota; Metazoa; Chordata; Mammalia; Primates; Cercopithecidae. The record is from RefSeq and is a predicted model, not a curated record. The transcript has 8 exons. Gene Ontology annotation, cellular component: cytoplasm; neuron projection. Bases 149 to 760 code for a protein of 203 amino acids. Gene Ontology annotation, biological process: neuron projection development; regulation of microtubule polymerization or depolymerization; microtubule depolymerization. Gene Ontology annotation, molecular function: tubulin binding.
GAGAGAAGCCCAGGGUACCACUAAUUGAGGGAGUGAGGAAGAGAGCAGCUCGCUUCUAACUGGACUGCACGUUGGCGACAGCGUCCUGAGCUGGUGACAGACCCACUCUGUGACUUUCAGCUAGAUUCAGCCACCAGAUCCCAGAAACAUGACCCUUGCUGCCUACAAAGAGAAGAUGAAGGAGCUUCCGCUGGUUUCCUUGUUCUGCUCCUGCUUCCUGGCCGAUCCCCUGAAUAAGUCUUCCUACAAAUAUGAAGGCUGGUGUGGGAGACAGUGUAGGAGGAAGGAUGAAAGCCAGCGGAAAGACAGUGCUGACUGGAGAGAAAGAAGAGCGCAGGCAGACACGGUGGACCUGAAUUGGUGCGUCAUUUCCGACAUGGAAGUCAUCGAGUUGAACAAAUGCACCUCGGGCCAGUCCUUCGAAGUCAUCCUGAAGCCACCCUCCUUUGAUGGGGUGCCCGAGUUCAACGCCUCCCUGCCCAGGCGGCGAGACCCAUCCCUGGAAGAGAUCCAGAAGAAACUAGAAGCGGCUGAGGAACGAAGGAAGUACCAGGAAGCGGAGCUCCUGAAACACCUAGCAGAGAAACGGGAGCAUGAGAGAGAGGUGAUCCAAAAAGCCAUUGAGGAAAACAACAACUUCAUCAAGAUGGCUAAGGAAAAACUGGCCCAGAAGAUGGAAUCCAAUAAGGAGAACCGAGAGGCCCACCUCGCCGCCAUGUUGGAACGGCUGCAAGAGAAGGAACCGCCUGCUGCGCGGUGACUCCCGGGACCUGAUCGGUGGCCUCGUCCCAUGGACAAGCACGCCGAGGAGGUGAGGAAAAACAAGGAGCUGAAGGAAGAGGCCUCCAGGUAAAGCCUAGAGGUCAAAGAACUUUCCAGGUCAGCCGGACAGCUCCAGCAGCUCCACGUUCCAGGCAGCCUCGCCCGCCGGCUGCACUCCCAGCACUGGGGUUUGGGGGGAGGGGGGUGGCCAAGGGGCGUUUCCUCUGCUUUUGGUGUUUGUACAUGUUAAGAAUUGACCAGUGAAGCCAUCCUAUUUGUUUCCGGGGAACAAUGAUGGGGUGGGAGAGGGGAGAGGAAAGAGUUUGGGAAAGGGAGAUGGAGAAGAACUCAAGGACGUUGCAACCCUGCCCAGCACAGAUCUGAUUUUCAUAUCUCUACCUGGACAUUGAGCCUCCAGGUACCGUGUUGAGGGGAGAUGAAAACCAGGGCAGUAGAACUUCAGGGUGAAGGACAGAGUCUUGGGUGGGGCAGCGGCUGCAGGGCGCACCAGAGAGCCCAGCCAGAGGGUGUGUGAGGACCAGAGGUGUUGCUUCCGCCCUGCAGCAGGUGGGAUGAGGUCUCUGUGUGUGUGUGUGAACCAUCAUUUUUUGAUCAUCAUGACCAAUGAAACAUUGACUCCAAGUGUCCAGUGCUUUAUUUCCCAAAUGUGUCCUUUGGGUAAUUGUUAAAAAGUUCUCAAAAUCUGGCUUUCAUCCAUCUGAUGGCAGAUGCCCCUUUGCUUCCUUAAUUUUGCCAUUCGAGCGUCUGGAGCUGGGGUGAGGUGGGUUGAAUCAUGCCAGCCUUUGGCAUAAUUGAAAGGUUUUCUCUUUUGUUUUUUAAAAUUCCCCCUGUGGGCUAAUCUUGAUUGGAUAGCAUGCACUAAACUGAUGAGAAAAGAAACUCAAUCUUCCUUUCAAUGAACUCACAUCCUAAUAUGGUCCCCAAGAUGCAUUGUAAGAAGGAAGUUGUCUUAGUCACAACCGUUCAGACUGCUAUAACAAAAUACCUUAGACUAGGUCAUUGAUAGCAGAAAUUGAUUGCUCACAGUUUUGGAGGCUGGAAAGUCCAAUGUCAAGGCACCAGCAGAUUCAGUGUCUGGUGAGGGCUUGCCAUCUGCUUUAAAGAUGAUGCCUUUUUGCUGCAUCCUCACAUGGCAUAAGGAAAGGGCAAAAGGGCUUCCUCAAGCCUCCUUAAGGCACUAAUCCCAUUCAUGAGGGUGGAGUCCUCAUGAUAUCACCUCUUAAGGCCCUAGCUCUUAAGUCUGUAGUGUCGGGAUUAGGGUUCAACCUGUGAAUUGGGGGAGCCAGCAACAUCCAGCAACAUGGAGGCCAUAGCAGAAGUCCUCCAUGCUUUGGGGGUUUGAGAUUCUAGGUAGAUUAGAAAAUGUGAGCAAGGAAAUAAACUGUUUGCUAGUAGAAGGCAAAGGAGGCAUCCAGACCCAGCAGUCUUGGACUCCAGGACACUGAACCAUGGCUGGAAAAGAAGCUCCUCUCCUCCCUUCCCCUGCAAACAUGAGUGCAGGGGCUGCCUAUGUUAACUGGAUCGCAGGGCCUCUUCCUACUCUGCUCUGCACACUGUGUAGUUUUGUACAGCUUUGCAAAUAAACCCUUUGGUAUAGCCUUUUUUUUUUCCUUCUCA